AAUUUGAUUUUCAAUGAUAGAGGAGCUCUCUUGUUGCUCUAUUGAAAAAAAUGCUCUCGGAAGUUCUUCAUCGGGAUCGUCAUCUCUUCGGGGACAAGCAUCUCCAUAAAAAGGACGCGACUCCCAGUCUCUCUGUGCCCUCCUUCUUUCCGACCGGCGAACCACGGCCAGCAACCGACGAACCACCGCACCGGACCGGCGAGAGGACCGCGACCCCUUCUCUCUCUCUCUCUGCAUUCCCUCUUUCCGACCGACGAACCACCGCACGGACGAGAAGACCGCGAGCAAUCGACGAACCGCGGACCUUCGCUUCCCCGGCCCCUCGCCGCCGGCUUCUCCCCGCCUCCUUCAAGAUGCGGCAGCGCGGCCUCAGUUCUAGGAGCAGGAGGCCGCAGGUCAAGAAGGCUUCGCUGGAUAGGCCGCCGUCGAUUGUGGUUAAUGGAGAGGGCGAAGAGGACGCUCCUUUGGCGGAGAGCGUGCGUAGCGCUGAUUGGGAAAUUGUGGCUGAUGAUUCUGAGGACGAUGAUUCCGAUGGAGUCGUGAUUGAUGUGGAGAACCAGAAUGCUGAUAGAACAGAAGCUUCCGAUAGUACGGCGAUGGAGACAAAUUUGGCACCAUGUUUCGUCGAUGGAGUAACUCUCACCACAGUGAGGAAGAUGACUCGCUGCAGUUUGAAUCUAAGAUCAUGGGCAUCGGAGGCAAAGUCGGCAGGAAUUACAGCGGGAGUGAUUCGACUUCGUCGACUUUCGUCGGGACACUUCAUCCCGGAACGCCUGGUCCUCGAGGCCAGUACAUGGUUCCAAGCAGUUACAGUUUCCCAAGGUCGAUGAGUACUCCCUCAAGGAAGAUUGAAGGGAGUUCGGCCACGUCUGGUGGUUCCAGAAGCAGUGGUUUCCCAAAGUCCAGGACUAUGGUGGGCCCUGAUGCUCAUUCAGGAUCUUCGGUUCUCAUCUGCCACAAGUGCGGGGAGCAAUUCAAGAAGUUGGAUGCUGUUGAAGCUCAUCAUCUCUCCAAACAUGCUGUAACUGAACUAAGUGAUGGAGAUUCAUCCAAAAGGAUAGUGGAAAUAAUCUGCCAAACGAGCUGGUUGAAGUCUGAGCACAGCAGUUGUGAACAGAUUGAGAGGGUCUUGAAAGUCCACAACAUGCAAAGGACCCUCGCCCGGUUCAAAGAAUAUUGAGAGAUGGUCAAGAUCAGAGCCAGCAAGUUAUCCAAGAAGCACCCCUGCUGUUUGGCUGAUGGGAACGAGCUCCUAAGAUUCUAUGGCACGGCCGUGGCUUGCUCGCUUGGUGCCAAUUCUCUUGUGCCAAGUGUCAAACAACUGUGUUGAUAUGAAUUCAAUAUUCUAUCAAACACUCUUGAGGCAGUCAUUAGUUGGUCCAAUUCCUGGUUGUGAAGUACUUCUUGGAUGCUAAGACUUUUCAAAAGGUUAAGUUUGUGUACCUGAAGAACAACGACAGUGUCGAGCUCAUGAGAUCAUUCUUUGAUGAGGAGAACCUUCCUACUGAGUUCGGAGGAAGAGCAAAACUGAAGUACGACCAUGAAGAAUUCUCUAGGCUAAUGGGUGAAGAACAACCCUGCUGCAUUGCUUGCUUUAUGUUGGUAUUGGGCUUCUGAUGGUGUAGGAUCUAAGGACAUGGUAAUUCUUCCUUACAAAGACAGCCUUCUGUUAUUCAGUUGGUAUCUGCAACAAUUUGAUUUGGAUGGCAAUCGGGUCAAUCAAGGGCUUACUGUUUAUGGGAAUAAAGGAAGCCCAGAUCAGCAUGCCUACAAACAACAGCUGAGAGAGGGUGUGCACAACUUCUCCGUAACAUUCAUUGAAGUGCUUUGUGAGAGACCACCUGGUCAUGAUUGGGAGCUUGAACCUAGUGUUACCUGUGGUGACUAUCUGUUUGGAAUGCUUCAAGUGUCGAAGCUGGGAAAAAGGCAGCAGCAGAAGUAUUUGCUCGUCAAAAAGGGGUUCUGGCUGUACUCAAUGAGGCCAGGUAUCUUACUAGAACAAGCUUGUCUAAGAUGGAAACUAUCAGCUCUUAAGGAAUGGGGAACACUUAAAGGAACUGUUGAGUGGGGUGGUAGAAACAUGGAUAAGAAGAAAAGCAAGCUCGUAGGCAUUGCAGAUGAUGGACAGAAAGAGAUCCGCAUUGAAAGGACAGAUGAAUUUGGCCAAAUAUUAACCCCAAAGGAAGCUUUCCGAUUGCUUUCCCGUAAAUUUCAUGGAAAAGGGCCUGGCAAAAUGAAGCAAGAGAAGCGCAUGAAGCAAUACCAGGAAGAAUUGAAGUUGAAGCAGAUGAAGAAUUCAGACACGCCUUCUUUGUCUGCAGAGAGGAUGAGGGAAGCGAAAGAUGAGUUUUUAACACCGGCAAAUGAGAAAGAGUCAAUUGUAUAUCUGAACCUAUUGUUGAUGCUGAAAGCAAGGUGGCUAAUGGUUAUAUAGAUGCAGAAGUACUUUUUCUCAA
This is a messenger RNA of Eucalyptus grandis, 2456 nucleotides long. RefSeq names its product glucose-6-phosphate isomerase. NCBI's taxonomy places the organism in Eukaryota, Viridiplantae, Streptophyta, Magnoliopsida, Myrtales, Myrtaceae. Gene Ontology annotation, cellular component: U4/U6 x U5 tri-snRNP complex. Gene Ontology annotation, biological process: gluconeogenesis; mRNA cis splicing, via spliceosome; carbohydrate derivative metabolic process. The record is from RefSeq and is a predicted model, not a curated record. The transcript has 14 exons. Gene Ontology annotation, molecular function: carbohydrate derivative binding; glucose-6-phosphate isomerase activity. The coding region runs from base 1637 to 2434 and encodes 265 amino acids.